Molecule: messenger RNA, 1293 nt
Organism: Lolium perenne
Lineage: Eukaryota; Viridiplantae; Streptophyta; Magnoliopsida; Poales; Poaceae
Product: putative cyclin-dependent kinase F-2
Biological process (GO): protein phosphorylation; regulation of mitotic cell cycle
Cellular component (GO): nucleus
Molecular function (GO): ATP binding; protein serine/threonine kinase activity
Source: RefSeq, a predicted model, not a curated record
AUGGCCGUCGGCAAGCGACCUGCUGCUGCCGUCCUCAACGCCGGCCACGUGAUGGAGCAAGGAUCAGAUGAUUACAACAGCAAGAGGAGGCGCGUCCGCGUCGGCAGCAUGGAGGAGUACGAGCCGACGGACGUCCUCGGCGAGGGCGCCUUCGGCAUCGUCAAGAAGGCGCGCCACUGCUUCACCGGCAAGACCGUGGCCAUCAAGUUCCUCCGCCCCGACACCGACGCCAGCGAGCUCCAAGAAGAGGGACGCUUCCUCGAGGCCUGCGCCGGAAACCCUUACGUCGUCGGUUCCUACGGCCUUGUUCGCGAACCGAACACCACCAAGCUCAGCCUCGUCAUGGAGUACGUCGGUCCGAGCCUCCACGCAUCCUUGUCCAAGAGGCCGCCGCUCCCGGAGGCCAUCGUGCGCCGCUACAUGUGGCAGCUCCUCACCGGCGCCCAGAAGAUGCACGAGCGCGGCAUCGUCCACCGCGACAUCAAGCCGGCCAACAUCCUCGUCGGGGAAGACGGAAAGAUCCUCAAGUUCUGCGACCUCGGGCUGGCCAUGUCCCUCGCGACGGAGAAGACGCCGUACUACGAUGCCGGCACGCCACCCUACAUGGCGCCCGAGAUGCUCCUGGGGAAGCCGGACUACGACGCGCGGGUGGACACAUGGUCGCUGGGAUGCGUCAUGGCGGAGAUGCUCGCGGGAGGCAAGAUGCUCUUCAGCGACAAGGGCGGAAGCAGGCACGCUGUUAAGAUCAGCCAGCUCUGGGAUAUCUUCAGCCUGCUUGGUUUGCCAGAUGAGAGGGCGUGGCCGGAGCUCGCGUCGCUGCCGCUCGCCGGCACGUUUCUGCGAUGGUUCCCGGCACGGCAGCACAACACGCUGGGGGAGCGGUUCCACGAAGAGAUGCUGUCCCACGACGGGUUCCAAGUCUUGAAAGGGCUUCUCGAGUGCAACCCUGAAAAGCGGCUGACGGCGGCCGCCGCGCUCCGACUCCCGUGGUUUUUGCCCGAGAUCGACAACUUACCAGUGCCCGGGAAGAUGGUGGUGCGGAUAAAGCUCUCUCUGCCGGCGACACUGAAGAAGAAGAAUCUGCAGCGGAUCAAGACCAUACCUCCGGGUCCGGCGACACAAAAAAUGAAGAAAGUGAAGCCGAUCAAGAACAUCGUCGCUCCAGCUACGCCGAAGAAGAAGGUGCCACGUAUCAAGUUCAUCACACGAGCGACACCGAAGACGGAGAAUGUACUUAGAAUUCCACUCGCGAUGUGGGAGAAGGCACGCUUGAUGGAUCCAUGUAAAUGCUAG